GGCGCAAUAUUUAAAUGGAGCGGCUUUCAUCCCCUUUUUUACAUUCCAAGUGCUUGCUAAAUAUUUGAAAAUCCAGCCACUUGUAGGCUUACAUGCCUAACAUAAUUAUCAUUUCGUUAUGACGUCUACAAGUAGUGAUAUUGUUCCAGUUGGCACAAUAAUCAAAGAAAGAUGGAGAGUUUACACUAAAAUUGGUGGCGGUGGUUUUGGUGAAAUCUAUGAAGCUGUUGAUAUGAUCAAUCAACAAAAAGUUGCUGUGAAAGUUGAAUCGGCACAACAACCGAAACAAGUAUUAAAAAUGGAAGUUGCUGUACUUAAACGAUUACAAGGACGUGCGCACACGUGUCGUUUUAUCGGUUGUGGUAGAAAUGAACAGUUUAAUUAUAUAGUAAUGAGUCUUCAAGGUAAAAAUCUAGCAGAUUUAAGACGAUCAACUCGUCGUGGAUGUUUUACUAUAAGUACAACUGUACGACUAGCUCGUCAAAUGCUUGUUGCUAUUGAAAAUGUCCAUAAUGUUGGAUUUCUUCAUAGAGAUAUAAAACCAUCAAAUUUUGCAUUAGGAACUGGGAUCGGACCUGGCGCUGUAAAUCCUAGACAAAUUGUGCUCCUUGACUUUGGGUUGGCUCGUCAGUAUACAACUGCAAACGGAGACAUUCGAGCUCCUAGACAGGUAGCUGGUUUUCGGGGUACUGUCAGGUACGCUUCUGUUAAUGCUCAUUCAAAUAAGGAACUUGGACGCCAUGAUGAUCUCUGGUCGUUAUAUUAUAUGCUUGGUGAAUUCAUAGUCGGUGAAUUACCUUGGCGAAAAAUCAAAGAUAAGGAGCAGGUUGGCUUGAUGAAACAAACGUUUGAUCAUAAUCAGUUAUUAAAGUUUAUGCCACGUGAAUUUAGACCAUUUCUUGAACAUAUUCAAAAUUUGACCUAUUUUGAUCGUCCAGACUACAUAUAUUUGCAUUCUUUGCUUAACGCUUAUAUGGAACGUCGUAGGAUAAAUGAAUCUGAUCCAUUUGAUUGGGAGAUAACAACUGAGCCUACGCCUGUUACUGGUGCUAAUGAGACUAAUCAGCACCAUACAACACAAACACCUAUAGCAACUCAACAAGCUGCUCAGGUCACUGUAGCUGGAGCACAGGGAACACUAGAUGUCUCCAAGCUCCGAAAGGGUAUUCCUUCUGGAGUGGAUCAAAAUCGGCUAAAUGUUGGUGCAGGCUCAAGUGGAUAUGUAAGUGGAACUAGAUUGGCCGGAAGUAGUUCAAACUUAGCUCUUGUAAGUCCAGUUGUAACCACUUCAGUGGCUAAUGUAGGGAAAUCUUUUGAUGCUAUCCCAUGUCAUGGUGGACCAAAUGGUAGUGCCUUAAAUUCAAGAUCAGUUGUAGUUUCACAUCAUCGUAAUAAUGUUGACGAAAUUUUGAGCAAUCACAAUUCUCAGCAGCAACAAGGUAACAAUACACCGCGUAAAUCAUUUUCAAAUGCAUGUGCACGGUCGCAUCGACCUGCCACUACUCCACGUCUUGUUAAAGAAGCUGGAGCGGCGAGAGCUCGUGAAGCUGCUUCUAAAGAUGUUACCAAAGUAGAUCAUUUUUACUCUCCACAUUCUCAAGCUAAUCGUGUUUCUCCUUCAGCUAAAGUUGGUAAUACCGACUCAGUUUGUCAACCAACGGAUAGUUCUAUACCGAUUAGUUGUGGACAUCGUAAUAAUGAUCCAAACAGACUUCAACCUGGCAUAGGAACAACGAACAGCAAUUCAUCAAAUCGUCGACCUAUAAGUGCAGGUGCAGCUCAUCUUAGAAGUAGUGGAGGCACUAUAGGAAGUACAGCAAGUGUUGUUGGGGCUGGUUCAGGGACGCGAUGCGACACAAGUUGCACACAUGCUGUUAUUGUAAUGGUCGAUCAAGGAGAAAAUAGUAAUUAUCAUGAUAUGACAAAAGCUGUUCCCCUUACACUCGCUAGUCAUUGGAUUGCUGGUGGAGAAGAUGAAGAAGGUUCGGGCCUCUCUGAAAAUGAAGAUGCUGUUGUAAAAGUUAGAGGUCCAGCUUCUUCUGUUGCUAGUGCUUCUGGUGGGGUUGGAGACGAAUACGAUGCAUCGAAUCAUUUGAACAAAUUUAAUGGAACAAAUAAUCAAUUACCUGAAUGUAGGAGCGGAGAAGACAAUGAAGUAUUUCCCAGAAUGCAGUCAGAAAAUGGCAAUAAUGACAAUAAUUACUUUUGCAAUUGUGACCCUAGUAUGUUAAAUUCUCAGCGAGUCUUUCAACCUUCUGGAGAUGUUAACAAGGAUGUUGGAUCUGGUUCUUAUCAAGAGCCAGGAUCAGAUGAAAAUAGUGGAGAGAGAUCUUCAGUGAAUGUACCUUAUACUACACCUGGGAGACAAGUAUCUAUUUCUUCUCAACACACAUAUGGAGAGGUUGAAAGUGGUUCCUACAGACAUAAUAUCAAUUCUUUUGGAAAUCGAGGUGUUGCACGUAAACUAUCCCAAGGAUUUCGUCGACAAAGAGCACUGCCUCAAUAUCUUACUUCAGAAUCAAAAUUACUUCCAAGUUAUGGUAUGCCUACAGCCAAAGAAAGUUGUUUAGUCAAUUCACCAACUCGUUUGAAAUCUUUUAAAAGUGAUAAUGAUAAUAAUUGGAUCACUCGAAGUGGUGGUGAUUUAACGCCUCAGUUUCCAAUUCCAUUCUCACGUUCCACAAGUCCAUACCAUCCUCAUGGCUUAGAAAUUGUUGAUGAAAAUGCUAGUAUACCAGUUUCUAAGCAUUCACCAUAUAUUACACAAGAAAUGGUUGAUCGCAGAGGUCGAAUCCAGUAUAAAGAUUUACAUGAUCAUGAUUAUCGUGAAUCAGGAAAUCUAAUUAAUGAGUUUCAUUUUGAUCCAAUUGUUAAUUUAAAUAAUAAUCAUAAUGAUAAUAACAAUGCUAACGCUAAUAAUAAUCACAAUUAUUCAAAUACAUGGAAGUUUAAUCAAAACAGUAAUUGUUUUCCUAAUCCACCACAUUUAAAUUCUUCUAAUUCCAUGUAUCAUCAUUUACAACCUGUCGAGAAUCAAUCAAAUCAUAUGAGUCGUUCAAUGAUAUUAUCACAAACAAGCAGCGCUGAGCCAUCAUCCACAUAUAACCUCCUUAUGCAUCCAUUACGAAUAAAUAAUGAAAAUAAUGAGAUUAAUUUGAAACCACCAAAUUCAUCAUAUUUAACUGAUGGUCCUAUCUUUUAUAAAUCACCGUUUCAAUAUUCUUCAGCAUCGCCAUCUGUCAUAAAACCAUUAACUACUACUAUAAUAUCACGUGAUUAUUUUCGCUCUCGUCCUGAUAUCUCUUCAGCAUCACGUCAAUAUUAUGUUUCACAACCAAAUAAUCAUUUCAAUACAACUACACGACGUCCGACAUUAUCGGUCGCACAAAAUAAUUCAUACUUAAAAGCACCAUUUUCUAAAUCUGAACAUAAUCUUUUACAUGCUGUAGAUAGCUUACCGGAAUUGGAAAACAGACGAUUUCAGCCUACAGUUGAAGAUGAUAGUUACUUGGUAAGUGAAAUAUAUAUAUUCAGUCGUGAGAGAGUUUAGAUAAUGGAGAGAACACUUGUUAUCAGACUUAAGUAGUGCUGUAAGAGCGUGACCGACUGACAAUUCCAAGCUUUUCACACCAUACCAAAGUAAAAAGUGGACAGGAUUAGAACUAAUGGUUCAGUUAGCUGUAGAGCUUAAAGGGAAACUGGUUGAGGCUCAUGACCCUAUUGAUGAAUAGAUAGUUGUACUAUCUAUCAGCUACAUUUUGUUGAGUUGUAAUAAUUGAUUUGUACUAGCUUCUCAGAUUGUUAAUAAUAACUUAUUAGUAAGUAAGGAUAUUAAAUAUGUAUAGCUUAAUACUCAUAUGGGGUGGUUAACUAACAUUGUAUCAAAUUGGAGUCGAAACAAUUGAUGUUCCUGUAUUUAUCAGUUAGAAUAGACUAAAGUUAUUUUAGGAGUCCUUUCAGAGUUGAUUACUGAAUAGAACUGGUAUUGUUUAAUGGCUAUUUCGUACCCUAGUGGAGAUAUUUAUUUUAUUUUAUUUCAACACAUAAAUAUUGGUAUAAGAGGGGACCAAAUAUAUAUGCGCCACACCAUAUUUGUGUAUGUGCGGGCUGUGAUACUGCCCGGGUGCCCAGACCGAAACAGGUAGUGGAGAUACUGAAAUAUAUCAGUUAUUCAUAACAAAUGUAAGGUACAGCACGGAUUUGUGUUAGUCCAAGUUGCCACAUUGAAUGGCAAAGUAACAAACGAAAUUAAAAGAGGAGUAGAAUCAACUUCGGCUACCGUGCAAAUAUGGAAGUACACGAGAAGUACAGAUCAAAGAAUAAGUAAGAUCUCAGGAUAGAAAGUUAGGAGUUACGUAACUCGACGUCUAGAGGGAGUUAAGCAAUUAUACAACCGCUCCACUAGCAUUGAUUUUAUGCAAUAUCAUUGAACGUCUCUAACAGUUGAUUACGAAUAGUAGUUAGUUUAGGGACAGAGUAUUAAAAAGGUAAAUUAGUCAAUGGAGCUAUAAGUUUAUCAACUGAGCUGCUCUAAAGACAUUUUACGCAUAUAUAUCCGCCAUAUAUCUUAGAGACUGGCUAGGGUAGGAGUUGGUUGGAAAAUAUCUAGAGCCAAGUAGAUCAAGCAAAACUAUAUUACUCUUUCAAGUCACUGAUCUCUGAGGUUUCAUCGUCCUCAUAGAUGCAGAUUCCCUGGUUAGAAACCUUAUAACAACUAAUCCGUGGUUGUAGAUUUCAAAUGACAUGGGCCAAAAUUGAUGAUAUUGGAGCAAUUAUGCUCAUUCUAUCUCUUCCAAAUCUUUAGUUUAGCGUUAUUCUAUACUCUUCUUUCUUUUGUGACUAAAUGUUAGGUAGGAACAGAGAACUCUAUUCUUAAUCUACUCAGCUAAUAUCGUCUUUACAUAAUGACGUAUUCUUAAAGACUUUUUUGUAGAAUAUACACAGAUUGAUCAAGUAACCCUAUAAUGUGACGAUAGUUGACUAUUUUGUCUACAGAUAAAACCAAAAAAUCUAAACAGUGACAAAUACUUAUACGUCACAUGACUAACGCUCAUUCUAACAAAUUCAACUAACAGAGUUGGGUUCCACCUCGUCUAAGGAAUAUAACUACAGUUAAGUGUUAGUAGUAUACCUAUAUUCUCAAACCUGACGAAGGUUGAACAUUUAAUUUGUACAUUCACGCUAAGGCAUGAAAUCAGUCUUGUUUUCCCAGGUUUGCUAUUCACACUCUUCAGUUAAGCGUUGGAUAGUUAUGGAUCCCAAUGUUUUAGAUGAAAUAUUGGUCAAAGUGAUUCCUUUGUGGUUGUCACAAGUGAACUGUUAUCUUGUUCUAUAAGCUGAGACAGUCAGUCUGAUUUCUAGCUUCCUUACGGAGGCUAAUAUCUCAGUUCAUCUAAUUUAUAAAACUGAACUACGAUCUUUUAAAAAAACUGGGAACAAUCUAUAAGGACCAGGUACUCUCCCUAGCUUCAAAAAACAGUUGUUUAAUUCACAUGAAAUCUGGUACGAUUAACUGGGCACUGAAAAUAAAAAGC
This is a messenger RNA of Schistosoma curassoni, 5534 nucleotides long. Lineage: Eukaryota; Metazoa; Platyhelminthes; Trematoda; Strigeidida; Schistosomatidae. The record is from the annotation of a GenBank genome assembly.